Messenger RNA from Lactuca virosa, 684 nucleotides. The record is from the annotation of a GenBank genome assembly. NCBI's taxonomy places the organism in Eukaryota, Viridiplantae, Streptophyta, Magnoliopsida, Asterales, Asteraceae.
AUGGCCUCAAUUACAUUCAAGUCGUUCAUCGGACUCCACCAAUCUUCAAUGGAAAAACACCACCACCACUCGAUCACCACUCCAUCUAAAUGCCUUGUACCAAGCCAACUCCACUACCGCCGUCUUAACGUUGUCGCCGCCAAGUCCAGUCCCACAAUCACUGGACGAAAUCUUCGUGUUGCAGUGGUCGGCGGUGGUCCUGCCGGUGGCGCAGCUGCCGAAACUCUAGCCAAAGGCGGAAUAGAGACUUACCUCUACGAGCGCAAACUGGACAAUGCCAAGCCCUGCGGUGGAUCCAUCCCACUUUGCAUGGUCGAAGAAUUUGACUUGCCGAUGGAUAUAAUUGACCGCCGUGUCACCAAUCUGAAGAUCAUCUCCCCGUCAAAUGUCUCCGUCACCAUCGGCAAAACACUUAAACCCCAUGAGUACAUCGGAAUGGUCCGUCGGGAAGUCCUCGACACCUACCUCCGUGAUCGCGCUGUAGCCUCCGGCGCCACCAUCAUUAACGGACUUUUCGUCAAAAUGGAUAAACCCCAAGACAGAAACGAACCAUACGUCCUCCAUUACAACACCUACAACGGAAAACCCGCCGGAGAAAGGAUGAGUAUCGAAGUUGAUGCCGUAAUUGGUGCCGACGGAGCAAAUUCCCGUGUCGCAAAAUCCAUUGACGCCGGAGAUUUAUGA